AGCUACCGGUGAUGACCCAGGAGUGAUAUAAGCCACUGCGUGCGUGGUCAGUGAGAGGGAAAAUGGAGGUGGCAGGAGCGGCGAUGGAAGGGAGGAAGGUGGUGGCCGGCAGGGCGGAGGCGAGCCCGGAGAGGGGCCGGCCGGCGUACGCGCCGCCGGCGAGGUCGGCGCCGGCCAGGCCCAUGAGGAAGGUGCAGAUCAUCUACUACCUCUGCAGGAACGGCCAGCUCGAGCACCCGCACUUCAUGGAGCUGGCCCAGCAUCCUCACCAGCCACUUCGCCUCAAAGAUGUGAUGGAUAAGCUCACGCUGCUCAGGGGGAAAGGCAUGCCUGCUCUCUUCUCGUGGUCUUGCAAGAGGAACUACAAGAACGGUUAUGUAUGGAACGACUUGUCGGAGAACGAUGUGAUCUAUCCGUCGGACGGCGUGGAGUACGUCCUCAAGGGCUCUGAGAUCUUCCCUGGCUGCUCUUCCGAUCGGUUCACACACCUUCGUGUAACCGAUAGGUCUCCGGCGAAGCGGCUGGCACUGCCGCCCAGCCACAAGCAGUACAUGGACAGCUACCGAGACGACGCCGGAGAGGAUCCUGAGGACGACGAGCUAGCGUACACGUACCACCGGCGAGCUGGCGCUCACGCUGCGGCUCGCCUCGCCGCCAAGCCCGUCUCGGCGCGCACCAACCGGAGCCGCCCGGUGGAGCUGCCCGUGGAGGAGACCUCGCCGCCGUCGUCGACCUCCUCCGACAAGCCUCCGGCCGCCCAGCAGCUGCAGCCGGGCCGCGGUGACGAGACCGAGUCGAACAGAGCAGGCUCCAUGCUCCUUCAGCUCAUCGCCUGCGGGUCGGCGACCGGCGGCGGCUCGGCUAAGUGCCGGACGGAGCCGAGGCGGAGCUGCGGUCUGGUGAGCCGGCUGGCGGCCUCCCGCGCCGGCACUGAAGACGACGACGAGGACGGCGACGGCGGCGGCGGCGAGCUGAGCCGGCGGUUCGGCCACCUGGCGGUGGAGGAGAAGGAGUACUUCAGCGGCAGCAUCGUGGAGAGCGGAGGCAGGGGCACGCCGCUGCCGUCCGGCUCGCUCAAACGCUCCAACUCGUACAACGAGGAGAGCAGGAGCUCAAGGCAUGGCGUCGGCGAGGAGAGGUCAUCGACGGCGGGUGAGCAGAUGGAAGGGGAGGAAGGGAUGAUCAGAGGGAGAUGCAUUCCGGGCAGGAAGAAACAGCAGAAGUAGUAGCAAGUUAACUAAGCUAGGCGCACUCUAAAAUCUCUAAUCAUUCAGAUUUGCAGGAUUAGACGUUAAUUAAUCUAGCUAGUUUGUACCAGUACGUACGUACUACUGCCUUUUUUUUCUUUCUAAUUUAAGAGGAAUUAAAGGAGACUACUGUGUGACAUGUCGCUGGUAGAUCUGGAAUGUUUGAUCAUUCUGCAAGUUCGGUUUCCUUUCUCGGUGAACAUAUGAACGUCA
This is a messenger RNA of Oryza brachyantha (malo sina), 1460 nucleotides long. RefSeq names its product protein SOSEKI 2-like. The transcript has 5 exons. Bases 63 to 1226 code for a protein of 387 amino acids. Lineage: Eukaryota; Viridiplantae; Streptophyta; Magnoliopsida; Poales; Poaceae. The record is from RefSeq and is a predicted model, not a curated record.